Molecule: messenger RNA, 2977 nt
Organism: Rattus rattus (black rat)
Lineage: Eukaryota; Metazoa; Chordata; Mammalia; Rodentia; Muridae
Gene: P2ry4
Product: pyrimidinergic receptor P2Y4
Exons: 2
Coding region: 269-1351 (360 amino acids)
Biological process (GO): transepithelial chloride transport; G protein-coupled receptor signaling pathway
Cellular component (GO): plasma membrane
Molecular function (GO): G protein-coupled purinergic nucleotide receptor activity; G protein-coupled UTP receptor activity
Source: RefSeq, a predicted model, not a curated record
AAGUGGGGCUGCAUCAGGGGGAAAUAAGAGUACAAAGAACUAGAACAAAGGUGAGAGGAGAGGGAGGACAGAGCUGUGGUGGUGAGUUAGAUGACAAUUUGAGCCUGGGUGUCUUCCCUUUACAUGGUGCUGGUAAGCCUCCACCCUCUUCAGCUAGCCAGGUUCUGCAGGACAGAGGAAGUUGCAGAACAUCAUUGACUGCCUACCUGAGCCCAAGCUCUGUCUGAUGCCAUCAGUCCCUGGGCUGGACUAAGGAAGCUAGGGGGCCAUGACCAGUGCAGAAUCCUUGCUAUUCACAUCACUAGGUCCCAGCACAAGUUCUGGAGAUGGUGAUUGUAGGUUUAAUGAGGAGUUCAAGUUCAUCCUGUUGCCCAUGAGCUAUGCAGUUAUUGUUUGCUGCUGGGCCUGGCCUCAAUGUCCAACCCUCUUAUUGUUCCUUUUCUUUCGACCCUGGGAUGCAACAGCCACCUACAUGUUCCACCUGGCAUUGUCAGACACUUUGUAUGUGCUGUCACUGCCCACCCUUGUCUACUACUAUGCUGCCAGAAACCACUGGCCCUUUGGCACUGGCCUCUGCAAGUUUGUCCGCUUUCUCUUCUAUUGGAACCUCUACUGUAGUGUCCUUUUCCUCACCUGCAUCAGUGUGCACCGCUACCUGGGCAUCUGCCACCCACUGCGGGCAAUCCGCUGGGGCCGCCCUCGAUUUGCAAGCCUUCUCUGUCUGGGUGUUUGGUUGGUAGUAGCUGGCUGCCUCGUGCCCAAUCUUUUCUUUGUGACAACCAAUGCCAAUGGAACUACCAUCCUGUGCCAUGACACUACUCUGCCAGAGGAGUUUGACCACUACGUCUACUUCAGUUCGGCAGUCAUGGUGCUGCUCUUUGGUUUGCCCUUCUUGAUCACCCUGGUCUGCUAUGGACUCAUGGCCCGGCGACUGUAUCGACCUUUGCCAGGAGCUGGACAGUCAUCUUCUCGGCUCCGUUCUCUCCGCACCAUUGCUGUGGUGCUGACCGUCUUUGCUGUCUGCUUCGUGCCUUUCCACAUCACCCGCACAAUUUAUUACCAGGCAAGACUGUUGCAAGCUGACUGUCAUGUGCUGAACAUUGUCAAUGUGGUUUACAAGGUGACUCGACCCCUGGCCAGUGCUAAUAGCUGUCUUGAUCCAGUGCUCUAUCUCUUCACGGGGGACAAGUAUCGAAACCAGCUCCAGCAGCUAUGCCGAGGCAGCAAACCCAAGCCCCGAACGGCUGCCUCCUCCCUGGCCUUGGUGACUCUACAUGAGGAAAGCAUCAGCAGGUGGGCGGACACCCACCAAGCCAGCACCUUCUCUGCUUAUGAGGGAGAUCGAUUGUAACCCUGCUGCUGGAUAUGAAGGGAACUAACUGCAGGGCAGAGGGGAGGGAACUUGUUAGUAUCACUUGACGGGCAUCAGCUGUCCUCUUUGAUAGCCGAAGUUUGAAGGAGCUGCUCCUCUGCCUCUACUUUCUCUUCUUCUAUCCCUACCUGGGGCCACCGUUCCUGUGUCUAGAACCUCAGUAUCAUUUGCCCAGGUCCUUCCAUGGCAUGGAUUUCUCUGACCAGAGUAGAGAAUUCAGCUGUAGGGGUGAAGAGCAGAGUAAUCUAAAGGCUGAAUCAGGAAGCUGGGGUGAUAGCAUAGCACAGAUACCAUAUAAGCCACAUGUAAGCAUCCACACCCACUUCCUGGCUCCUUCACAAAGACAUUUGCCAAUGUGCUGAAAUAGGGUACAAUGUGAGUCUGCUUCGCAGGGCCCCACAUACCAGCUUGAGCAUCCAUGAAAAGAGAAUAAUGCUCUUGGGUGCUGACCCUAAGGAGCCGCAGGAAGCAGGGUCCAGGUUGAUAGCAGCCUUGGAAACAGGAAUGAGAUUACACCUACCUCUAGGACUGCUGAGAACACGCUUGAUAGCUCCCAAAUGUUUAAUGAGAGGAGGAGCGGACAGCGCUGACCGAGAAGGAAGAAAACCUCUACAGUCUAUGGCUUCAAGUUCUAGUACUGGUGGGCAAAGCAGGUUUGUGCAGGCUAGGGUGGUGACAGGAGUAGACGCCCAGAACUGACUCUUCACUGCUCUCUCUCCCUUUUCUAACUCUAGUUAGAUAAAGGAUAAACCUGUCACCAGCUCUUUUUAGUCAGGCUAUAGGAUUUCAAGACCAGGGUGGAGCACAGUUUCCCACCUGUCCAGUCCUCUUGCCACAGGUCUUAUGGAGCUGGCGGAUCUGGUGGGUGUAUGGAGCCGAGGAACCCUGAGAAUGAGAAGUAAGAGUUUCUGGGCGGGCAUUCACGAGAAGGGCAGUCUCUUUUCAGCCUCUUUUCCUGCGAAAUCACCUGACAGCCUAUCAGCCUUCUGAGUCAGACCCCAGCCUUCUCUGCCCUCUGUGAUCUCUUACUCAUCUACGCAUACCAAAUUCUUAUUGGCUUCAAGUGUUCUCUCUGCCUGGAGAGUAGGUGAGGGGGGUACUAGGCUACAGAGUCAAACAACUUACUGUGAUACCUCUAUGCCCUCCUUUUUGCUCUUUAAAUGGAUCUCUCUCCCUUGAAGCCCAAGAGUUCUUCUAUUAGGAGUAAAUUAAGUGGCCUUUUUGAUUCUUACCAGGUUCCCACUCUUAGGAGCACAGUCUCCUUGCCUGUCACCUCUUGUACUCGUUGGCCCCACAUAGUAACAUUAUUCUCUUCAUUACAAUUCAUUCAAGCUCCUCCAUCAUCAGGUCCUGUAACUCCAAGAUGCUUAGUCAAGACUAACUUCCUGGACUUCAUAGUCUACUAUUUUAUCCUCCUGUCUCUCCCCAGGAUCUCGCUGUGCUGUGCACUGUUGUCUAGGCUAGAACUAGCUACAGAGACCUGGAUGGCCUUGAACUCAUUGAGAUCCACCUGCUUUUUAUUUAUUUAUUUAAUUUUUUUUGGCUUCCCUAUUGCUGGGAUUAAAACAUACUGCACCAGACUGGGUAAAUACCUCAAUGUCUCUC